Physcomitrium patens is the source of this 2123-nucleotide messenger RNA. RefSeq names its product pyruvate kinase, cytosolic isozyme. Lineage: Eukaryota; Viridiplantae; Streptophyta; Bryopsida; Funariales; Funariaceae. Gene Ontology annotation, biological process: glycolytic process. The record is from RefSeq and is a predicted model, not a curated record. Gene Ontology annotation, molecular function: potassium ion binding; magnesium ion binding; pyruvate kinase activity.
UUUUCAUAGCUGUGUCCAGAGCGAUAAUAUGUAAAAAGAAAAUAAAUUAGGGUUUAUAAUCCCACGAUCUUCUGGUAGGGGUUUUGAUGUUGCCUCUUGACCUUCGGAACCCGGUUGCACUCAGCGACGCCACAACGAAGACCAAAAGUAGAUAAAACUUAACUCGCAGCAGUUAGGAGUGCUGCCACAAUGGCUGUGUAUGAAAAACUGGACAUAAAGGGCAUUCUUGGAAGCCUAGACAAACCCAUACAGGGUUUCUCGAAAACCAAGAUAAUAUGCACGUUGGGGCCGAAAUCCAGGGAUGUUCCAAUGUUAGAGAAGCUGCUUCGAGCCGGAAUGAAUGUUGCGCGAUUCAACUUCUCUCACGGAACUUACGAGUAUCAUUCCGGGACACUUGACGCUCUCAAGCAGGCAAUGUACAACACUCAAAUAAUGUGCGGUGUCCUACUCGACACCAAGGGUCCUGAGAUCCGAACAGGGACCCUGAAGGAAGGACAAGUUAUUAAACUCAUACGAGGUCAGGAGAUUAUGAUCACGACAGACUACAAGCAUGAAGGUGACAAUACAAUGAUCGCCAUGAGCUACCCAAAACUUGCUCAGGAUGUAAAGCCAGGGAACUUGAUCUUGUGCUCGGACGGUACCAUUAGCCUCCUUGUGCUGGAGUGCGAUACAGCAGGUGGGAAAGUGAAGUGUAGGUGUGAGAACACGGCAAGUUUGGGUGAACACAAGAAUGUGAAUUUGCCCGGGGUUAUCGUCGACCUUCCUACCUUCACGCAGCGAGAUAUUGAGGAUAUUACCAUAUGGGGCAUCCCAAACCGGAUCGAUUUCAUAGCUGCAUCAUUUGUGCGGAAAGGAAUCGAUGUUAUCAGAGUCAAGGAGAUACUUGGAAGAGCAUCAAAAACUAUUCACAUCAUCUCAAAGGUGGAAAACCAAGAGGGACUUCAGAACUUCGACGACAUCCUGCGCGAGACCGAUGCAAUCAUGGUCGCAAGAGGAGACUUAGGAAUGGAAAUACCCACAGAGAAAAUUUUCUUAGCACAGAAAAUGAUGAUAGACAAGUGCAACGGGAAAGGGAAACCUGUAGUGACAGCCACCCAAAUGUUGGAGUCCAUGAUCAAAUCCCCCCGACCAACUCGAGCAGAAGCAACAGAUGUUGCCAAUGCUGUUCUGGAUGGCACGGAUGCUGUCAUGCUUAGUGGUGAAACUGCAAAUGGCAUCAACCCUGACGUUGCUGUGGGAAUCAUGGCCAGAAUCUGUCGGGAAGCUGAAAUGGCCAUCGAUUAUGCAACACUGUUCAAAGACCUUUGUCGAAAUGCUCCUGUACCAAUGAGUCCUCUUGAAAGUUUAGCAUCUUCUGCUGUUCGAACAGCCAACAAGAUUUGUGCAUCCUUAAUUGUGGUACUAACUCGUGGGGGGACCACUGCCAGAUUGGUGGCUAAAUACAGACCCAAGGUUCCUAUUCUAUCCGUGGCAAUCCCCGUCAUGACAACUGAUAGCAUUGAAUGGACGAUCAGCGAAGAGUCACCAGCCCACCAUAGCCUAAUCUGCAGGGGCUUGGUUCCGUUGUUGGCAGAAGGCUCAGUGAAGGCAACAGACGCUGACUCGAGUGAUGAAAUAUUGAAUGCCGCCCUAGAGUAUGCUGUGAGUAGAAAUCUUUGUAAGGCUGGGGAUUCGGUGGUAGCUCUGCAUCGCUUAGGGAAUGCCUCCCUCAUCAAAAUCAUGGCGGUCCCAGACAUCUACUAAAACUGCCUUGUUAAAUUCCAAAUCGAAAAUAUGUUUUAGGCAUUGAGUAUCAAUUUCCAGUUCGGACCAGUCGGAGAGAUGGAUCAGAUAGCCUAGCCUCUUCAUUAAUGAUGACUAAAAGUAGAAUGUGAAAUUAAUUUGUAUUUUAGCGUGUUCUAGAAAGCUAAACACAAGCUGGUCAUAACGAAAGACUCUCAUGCUGAUCCAGUAUUUGUGUCUGGAAGGAGUUGCGGUGGUAAGUGAUAGGUUCAUAAUUUAGAGAUGGAAUCACUGUACCUGCAGCCGUUGUGUGCUAGCAUUCACUUAAGUCAUGAGAAAGUAUCCAUGUGCCUGCCAUGGAUCUAAGCAUAAUGGGCUAAUGAGAAUACAUUUUUUGGUUA